Penicillium robsamsonii is the source of this 190-nucleotide messenger RNA. RefSeq lists its product as uncharacterized. The record is from RefSeq and is a predicted model, not a curated record. The transcript has 2 exons. NCBI's taxonomy places the organism in Eukaryota, Fungi, Ascomycota, Eurotiomycetes, Eurotiales, Aspergillaceae. Bases 23 to 190 code for a protein of 55 amino acids.
AUUUGGGAUUGGUAUUCGUGAUAUGAAGAGACUGAAAUUUGCAUCUAGCUAUAUCCUUCUGAUCCUUAUGCUUAAUGGAUUAUCUGGCGCAAUUCGAUCUUUCGAUAGGCCGAUUGCGUUCCGCCAGAAUGAUGAAUAUUCAAUACCUGUACAAACCUGUCCUCCGAAACGUUAUAGCCGAAGGACCUAA